AUGGCAUGCCCAUUUGUGCGAGAUGUGCUGGAUGAAGAAGCACUUGUGCUGAGGAGAGCCUUCAGGCGAGAAAGGGUCUUCAGGGACCGGUUGGACCCACUGGCCUUCCCUGAUGACCAUCUAUAUGAAAGAUACAGGUUUUCUGCAGAUGGCAUCAGGUAUCUAUGCAGACUACUGGGUCCCAGGAUUAAGCACCGCACUGCACGGAGCCAUGCACUGAGUGUGGAGCAAAUGGUUUGUGUGGCCUUGCGCUUUUUUGCUAGUGGAGCCUUCCUGUACUCAGUGGGGGAUGCAGAACAGCUGAACAAGGCCACAAUUUGCCGCACAAUAAGGAGUGUGUGUCUGGCUAUCAAAGCAUUAGCAGAUGUCUUCAUCUCCUUCCCUGGCCACAGAAGACUCUGUGACAUCAAAGAGGAGUUCUAUAGGAUUGCAGGUUUCCCCAAUGUCAUUGGUGCAGUGGACUGCACACACAUAAGGAUAAAAGCCCCCUCAGGUGCCCAUGAGGCCGAUUUUGUGAAUAGGAAAUCCUUUCACAGCAUUAAUGUUCAGAUGGUCUGCAAUGCUGACUGUGUGAUCAGCAAUGUUGUGGCAAAAUGGCCUGGCUCAGUCCAUGACUCCAGAAUCUUUCGGGCCUCUGAAAUCUAUCAGUGCCUAUCACAAGGUGAAUUCUCUGGUGUGUUGCUGGGAGACAGGGGGUAUGGCUGCCAGCCUUUUCUCCUGACACCUUUCACAGACCCCCAGGAAGCACAGCAGGCCUACAACCAUGCCCAUGCCAGGACCAGGGCCAGAGUUGAAAUGACCUUUGGCCUCCUGAAGGCACGCUUUCACUGCCUUCACAAAUUAAGGGUCAGCCCUGUUAGGGCAUGUUAUAUUACUGUGGCUUGUGCUGUCCUCCACAAUGUGGCCUGCCUGAGGAAGGAGAGGGCCCCCAGAGUGCCACCAGCCAUGGACUGGGACAAUCCGGCAAUCUUCCCUGAUGACGACAGUGGUCGGCUGCUGAGGGACCAAUAUGUGUUGAAUUAUUUUAGUUAGUGUGCUUUCAAUUUUGGUUAAAUAUGUCCUGCGGUGGCAGAGGAAUUUGGUUUUUUUGGGGUUCGUUUUUUGACGAAUUUGGCCUCUUAUGCUGUUUGUGUGGUAUACUGUGUGUAAUACAAGGCUGCAGGGAGGCUACUGCAUCCAUUCAUUUGUCUGUUCAGUUGAUGUGUAUGGAUUUGUCCUGCAUUUAUUUUAGUGUGCAGACAUGCAGGGUGUGUUAUAUACAGACCUUUGAAUGUGUAUGUAUCAUUUUGUAUAAUAUGCUUCGAUUCUGUGCUUUCCAUCUUGUAGAGUCACUGUGACUUCAGUUUCGAAAGGAGCUGAUGGUUUACCUGCUUUGUUUUGUCCUUAUUCAAUAAAGGAACAUAAUGUUACACAUUGUGUUUUUAUAU
Oncorhynchus kisutch (coho salmon) is the source of this 1427-nucleotide messenger RNA. Its product is annotated as putative nuclease HARBI1. The coding region runs from base 1 to 1032 and encodes 343 amino acids. The transcript is spliced from 4 exons. NCBI's taxonomy places the organism in Eukaryota, Metazoa, Chordata, Actinopteri, Salmoniformes, Salmonidae. The record is from RefSeq and is a predicted model, not a curated record.